UGUCUCUUCCCUGCACCCCGGUCUGUCUCACUUCUGCCCACCCCCUCCAUCCUCCUCCCUCCCACAAGGACAAGGUGGCCUGGUGUUGUUUCUACGGAGGAGAGGAAGAGCAAGCAAGCAACAACGGCAGCAGGCGGCCACAAACGAGCUGCUGCCAACCCCUGCACAGCCUGGGCUCUGAUCAUUGAUUGACACAAGCUCAGCUAGCUAUUACCUUCCCUUUUCAUUUUUUAUGCACACAUGCAUAUAUAAUCCCACCCAUCCCAAUACUUGCUCCUAGGUUCUUGGCACCUUUCUGUCCCUUUAGAUUUCCUUGGAUUCCAUAUAGGCAGGGGGCAGGGCCUUUAGAUUUUUCUAGCUGUAUCCUCUCCUGGUUUCCUGAUUCUUCUUGUUGGGGCUCUUGACUCCCUCUGCUCUAUUUUGGUUCUGGCCCCAGUUCUUUGCCUGAAGAUUCAAUCUUGUAGAGUUUUUCUCUGAAUUCUUGUUGUUCCUAUUGUUGGAGGCCAUGGAUGAGAGGAUCCCACCGCCCCCUUUCUUCCAGCACUCACCAUCUGGUGUCCAUUCUUCCCCUCAUCGCCACAACUCCAUGUGGUCUUGUUCCUCUAAUGCGGAGAGAUACCUUGCUGCGUUACUUGCGGAGAGGCAGAAAUUAGCGCCUUUCGUGCAAGUUCUCCCAUUUUGUACCAGGCUUCUAAACCAAGAAAUUUUGCGGGCAUCUUCUUUGCCACCUAUCCAAACUUUUGUUGAACCUGAGAGAAUUGAUCAUGGUAGUCCCUUAAGAUUUGCUGGCCAACCUAUGAAUGGUCAAGACUUGGAUCUAUAUGGAUGGUCGGGAAUGCAAACAGAGAAUGUAGGAGUACUCCAAUCCCCAUCCAUGGUAUGGAAUGGUGCUCCGGGAGUAGUUGGCAGCCCUGUCGUGAAAAAGGUUGUCAGGAUUGAUGUUCCAAUUGACAAGUAUCCCAAUUACAACUUUGUUGGCCGUUUGUUGGGGCCACGAGGAAACUCGCUGAAAAGAGUUGAAGCUACAACCCAAUGUAGAGUAUAUAUUCGUGGACGGGGUUCAGUGAAAGAUUCUGUUAAGGAAGAUAAGCUGAGAGACAAGCCUGGCUAUGAGCACUUAAAUGACCCACUACAUGUGCUUGUGGAAGCUGAGUUCCCAGCAGAUGUUGUUGAUGCACGACUAAACCAAGCUGUGGCCAUAAUGGAGGAUCUUCUCAAACCAGUUGAUGAGUCCAUGGAUUACUACAAGAAGCAACAGCUGAGGGAAUUGGCUAUACUUAAUGGCACUCUAAUGGAGGAAAGCCCAAGCCCCCAUCUUAGUCCCAGUGUAUCCCCCUUUAAUUCUACUGGGAUGAAGCGUGCGAAGACAGGGCGGUGAUUUUAGUCUAAAAAUGCAGUGCUUCAGGUGAUCAAGAUAUUAGAUAUGUAUAUCAGAUUGCGGAUGUGCUCCACUGCGUGAGAUGAUUGUUGGUGCAUACAAGGGAUCAGCACAUCUGGCUCCACCGCUCCAGGCCUGUCAUGACAUGCGCUUUACUGUGGAAAACUGGAAAUCCCUAGAAUGGACAGUCGAUGUGCAAGAUAUUUGUCUACUCGAGGGUUUGCUGUUUGGUCUUAUUAUUCUUUGUGUAUCUAACUUUGAAUAUUAACAUUAUUGGUUGGGUGGUAAUAGGUUUUGGGAUUGCAGUAUUGACAAUAACCAGGGUUUUGAAUGUAUAAGAAAUAGUCUCGACUUGUUAGAAAUGGUUGAUAUUCUUGCGGACAACUGUGGUCUCAGUAAAACUAUUGCACUGCAGUAUUCUUCCA
Molecule: messenger RNA, 1803 nt
Organism: Panicum virgatum (switchgrass)
Lineage: Eukaryota; Viridiplantae; Streptophyta; Magnoliopsida; Poales; Poaceae
Product: KH domain-containing protein At1g09660/At1g09670-like
Exons: 7
Coding region: 506-1378 (290 amino acids)
Biological process (GO): regulation of mRNA splicing, via spliceosome
Cellular component (GO): nucleus
Molecular function (GO): mRNA binding
Source: RefSeq, a predicted model, not a curated record